AUCCCCAGCCAGAGAGAGCGCAUCCGCAGCCACAUGAAGAUGGUGAUCGAGCAGCUGGAAGGCAUUCUCAUAGAGCUCAAAGAUGUCGCCAAAGAGCUGCGGGAGGUGGUGGGUCAGAUCGACAAGCUCACAGCGGACUUUGACUUCGACCCAGAGCCAGAUGAAUGGACAGUGGCAACGGCGAGCAGCACUUCGAGUAGUGAACGCGGCCUCACCGAAGCCUUCAGGCUCGACUUCCUCAGCCAUGAUGUGCUUUCCGAUGCCUGGGAUUUCUGCGGCUACCGCAAAACGGCUCGGGAAGAAGAUGAGUUGCUGGAAGAGGAAGAGCCAGGGAGCUCCGCCUCGGCCACCCCUACGCCCACUGUCAACACAUAUUCGCAGAUGAACGGUGGUCUACCAAUCCCCAACGGACCUUUGAUGGUCACUCCAGACUCUUCCAGCGAGGAGGCAUCGAGUUCCACGCACAGUCAGAAAACAUCACGCACCUCCGGGACGAGAGAGCGAGUUCGCUUCAGUGACAAGGUCCUCUAUCAUGCGCUUUGCUGCGAUGAUGACGAUGAAGAUGAACCAGAGGAGGAGGAAGGAGGAGAGGAUGAUGAUAAAGUGGACUGCGGGAUGCCAGACACAGACAGCGAGCCAAGCCCUUUGGCUUCUUCCCCUGUCCCUCCUCUUUCCUCCUCCAAAUGCUCAACCACUCUUCACAAAUGGCGGGAAACCUCUUCAGCGGGGCCAUCACCUGUGAAGAUGACCAUGCUCGGGCCACAUACUCUGCCUAGAAAGGGUCCAUUAAAACCAGGCAGCAGGAAAAAACUGCUGCGCAAUAGCAGCACUCAGACAGUAUCAGACAAAAGCACGCAAACAGUAUUGCCAUACAUCCCAGCGAAACAGAAAAGCAAGGAACCCUAAGGAGACCUUCAACAGAAAAGCAAACUGAACGAAUAUUAGAGUGACUGUAUAUUAUUUAAUAUCAAAUACAUAGAUACUAGAU
Molecule: messenger RNA, 988 nt
Organism: Neoarius graeffei (lesser salmon catfish)
Lineage: Eukaryota; Metazoa; Chordata; Actinopteri; Siluriformes; Ariidae
Gene: insyn1
Product: inhibitory synaptic factor 1
Exons: 2
Coding region: 34-906 (290 amino acids)
Biological process (GO): inhibitory postsynaptic potential
Cellular component (GO): postsynaptic density
Source: RefSeq, a predicted model, not a curated record